Messenger RNA from Eruca vesicaria subsp. sativa (arugula), 1669 nucleotides. Lineage: Eukaryota; Viridiplantae; Streptophyta; Magnoliopsida; Brassicales; Brassicaceae. The record is from the annotation of a GenBank genome assembly.
AAAAGGAAUCAUCUAAUCACACUACUUUCUUCUCUCUCUCUCUCUAUCAACUUGAGAGAAAUGCAGUGAGAUUGAUUUUUGAAAGUGUUGUGUGGUAAGCAAAAGAGAGAUGGUGGUAAGAAAAGUAGGAAAGUAUGAGUUAGGUAGAACAAUCGGUGAAGGCACUUUCGCUAAAGUCAAGUUCGCUCAGAACACUGAGACCGGUGAGAGUGUCGCUAUGAAAAUCGUGGAUCGUAACACUAUCCUCAAACGCAAGAUGGUUGAUCAGAUUAAGAGGGAGAUCUCGAUCAUGAAACUCGUUCGUCAUCCUUGUGUUGUUCGUCUCUAUGAGGUUUUGGCAAGCCGGACUAAGAUUUACAUCAUCUUGGAGUAUAUUACAGGUGGUGAACUGUUUGAUAAGAUUGUUCGUAAUGGGCGUCUUAGUGAAGCUGAAGCUAGGAAGUACUUUCAUCAGCUUAUUGAUGGUGUUGAUUACUGUCAUAGUAAAGGGGUUUACCACAGAGAUCUAAAGCCUGAAAAUCUUCUCCUGGAUUCUCAAGGAAAUCUGAAAAUAUCUGAUUUUGGACUGAGUGCAUUACCAGAGCCAGGAGUUACUAUCCUAAAGACAACUUGUGGAACUCCAAAUUACGUUGCUCCUGAGGUUCUGAGUCAUAAGGGUUACAAUGGUGCCGUGGCAGAUGUCUGGUCCUGUGGGGUCAUCCUUUAUGUUCUUAUGGCAGGAUAUCUUCCAUUUGAUGAAAUGGAUCUACCAACUUUAUACAGUAAGAUUGACAAUGCUGAGUUCUCUUGCCCUUCAUAUUUUGCCUUGGGAGCAAAGGCCUUGAUCCGUAGAAUUUUGGAUCCAAAUCCUGAAACUCGAAUUACAAUUGCUGAAAUCAGGAAAGAUGAGUGGUUCGUAAAGGAUUACACUCCUGUACAAGUUAUUGAUUACGAACAUGUAAACCUGGAUGAUGUAUAUGCUGCUUUUGAUGAUCCCGAGGAACAAAAAGAUGCACAGGUUGGAACAGGAGACACGGGUCCACUGACUUUAAAUGCAUUUGACUUAAUUAUUCUAUCUCAAGGCCUGAACCUUGCAACUCUUUUUGACCGUGGAAAGGACUCCAUGAAGCAUCAGACAAGGUUUAUCUCACACAAGCCAGCAAACGUGGUUCUUUCAAGCAUGGAAGUUGUGUCGCAGUCCAUGGGCUUUAAGACGCACAUUCGCAAUUACAAAAUGAGAGUAGAAGGAUUAUCUGCAAAUAAGUCGUCUCACUUCUCCGUCAUUCUAGAAGUCUUCAAAGUUGCACCAACAUUUCUCAUGGUAGACAUCCAAAAUGCAGCAGGAGAUGCAGAAGAAUACCUCAUGUUCUACAAGACGUUUUGUGGCAAGCUUGAUGACAUCAUCUGGAAGCCGCCAGAUUCAUCCGUGAGAAAUCGAGUCACGAAGACCAAGAUUAAGAGACGUUGAAUCCAUGUAGUAUUUAAAGCAGAGCUCUCUGUGUUCUUAACUGCUUUAGUCUGAAUGGUUAUGUACAAGCUUGUUGAUUUGGGUUUUAAUCUAUAAGGACAUAUAAGAGUGUACAUUGUUUGACAAAACUUCCAACAAUUUCUGAUUUUUGUAUGCAUUAUGGCUCUGCUACUCAUAAUUACAAGACUAUGCAAACAUCCAAGUGGAUAAGUGAAAGCCAUG